GAAGUUGAAAAAAACCACACGGAUCUACUACAGCUUCCCAAUGACCUUGAAUGUGUUUCAAAGGCAGAAGGAACCAACUUUGAAGUUAUGAAGGCAGAGGCAGAUGCCCAUUUAAAGAAACUUUUGAAAAUUGAGCAUAACAUGUCAUCAAUAGAUGAUUUAAAAGCACAGUAUGGAAAAUCUAUUCAAGGCCAUAUAAACGGUUUGAAGGAACUGGAGGAGGAGCUUGCCGCCAUUAAAAAGAAGAAGGCAGAACUUGCGGACUACCUCUGUGAAGAUCGAAACAAAUUGUCAUUACAAGAUGUGUUUAACACAAUGAAAACCUUCAGGGAUUUAUUUAUCAAGGCACUAAAGGAAAACCAAGAAAGGAAGGAACAAGCUACAAAGGCAGAGAAAAGAAAGAAACUGCUUGAAGAGGAGGAAGCUAAGCGGCAAAAAGGAGAAUAUGGAAAUAUCAUUCAAAAAGGAGAUGUGAGACCAGAAGCAUGUGUCACUGAUGCCUUAUUAGUAGAUAUAAGGAAAGGCUUUCAGCUAUGGAAAACUACUAGGAACAAGUCUGAGCCAGAAAUUGUUCCCAAAACCUCACCUACUGAAACUGCUUCUGUUACUUCAGCUUCCAUUACCUGAAGUUACCAGACAGUUACAUUGUUGAAGUGCAUCACACCAGCUUGCUUCAAGGAACUAGUCUAUAUAUUAUGUG
This is a messenger RNA of Mauremys reevesii (Reeves's turtle), 700 nucleotides long. RefSeq names its product inverted formin-2-like. The coding region runs from base 88 to 627 and encodes 179 amino acids. NCBI's taxonomy places the organism in Eukaryota, Metazoa, Chordata, Testudines, Geoemydidae. The transcript is spliced from 6 exons. The record is from RefSeq and is a predicted model, not a curated record.